Molecule: messenger RNA, 2801 nt
Organism: Lethenteron reissneri (Far Eastern brook lamprey)
Lineage: Eukaryota; Metazoa; Chordata; Hyperoartia; Petromyzontiformes; Petromyzontidae
Gene: HSD17B4
Product: hydroxysteroid 17-beta dehydrogenase 4
Molecular function (GO): oxidoreductase activity
Source: RefSeq, a predicted model, not a curated record
CCCGACCUGUGCCCUCCAUUCGUUACCAUUGCGUGCAGACGGCGACUGACGUUUUGUCUCCCAACACAGUGCACACUUCACCCUCUGAAGUUUAUCGUGUUAAAGUCUGCCGUUGCAAAGGCAAUCAUGGCACAAUUGCGUUUUGACGGACGUGUCGUGCUGGUGACGGGAGCCGGUGGAGGACUAGGAAAGGAAUAUGCACUGGCAUUUGCGGAAAGAGGCGCGCUUGUGGUUGUGAACGAUUUGGGUGGGGAUAUUAAAGGUGAAGGAAAGAGUGCAAGUGCAGCUGACAAGGUGGUUCAAGAAAUACUGGCCAAAGGAGGCAAAGCUGUUGCCAAUCACGAUUCUGUGGAGGAUGGUGAAAAACUGAUUCAAAGUGCCCUGGAUGCAUAUGGGCGGAUAGAUGUAGUUGUCAAUAAUGCUGGAAUUUUGCGGGACCGCACUUUUCCUCGAAUUAGCGAUCAGGACUGGGAUGUUAUUCAGAGAGUUCACCUCAGGGGUUCAUUUCUGGUGACAAGAGCAGCAUGGAACCACAUGAAAAAUCAAAAAUAUGGCAGAAUCAUAAUGACAUCCUCAUCUUCGGGAAUCUAUGGAAAUUUUGGCCAGGCCAAUUACAGUGCAGCUAAGCUGGGCCUACUGGGCUUGUCCAACACCAUCGCGAUCGAGGGACAGAAGUACAAUGUGCAGUGCAACACAGUGGCGCCCACCGCCGGCUCGCGACUCACCCAGUCCGUCAUGCCUCAGGAACUUGUGGAUGCCCUUAAGCCAGAGUUUGUGGCCCCACUGAUUCUGUGGCUCUGCCAUGAGAGCUGUCAGGAUACCGGCAGCAUCUUUGAGGUUGGAGCUGGUUGGGUUGGAAAAUUGCGUUGGGAGCGGUCAAACGGUGCAAUUCUGCGGACGAAAGGCAAGCCCAUGACACCCGAAGCAGUGCGGGACAACUGGGAUAAAGUCUGUGACUUUACUGAUAGCACACAUCCCAAGUCAUCUCAAGAAUCUACAAUAAUGUACUUGGAUGUGCUUCGGAAGAUUGAUGAGCAACAAGGAAUUUCCCCUGUACCUGCCAGUGGGACUAAAGUUGAUCCUGGACAAGCUGUGGGCUUUAAGAUGCCACCCUUUGUGUACGAGUACACCUGGCUGCAGCCCAUCUUGUACUCCCUGGGGGUGGGGAUGUCGACAACUUCCGAUGGUGGCAGGUGUUUCCUCUACGAGGGACACCAGGAUUUCAGCUGUCUGCCCACAUUCGGGGUCAUCCCGGCCCAGGCCAUCUUGAUGAAUGGGCAACUGAGCAAUGUGCCAGGUCUCUCAUUCGAACCAGCAAAAUCUUUGCAUGGAGAACAUUAUUUGGAAAUCUUCAAGCCCUUGCCAACAUCAGGGAAGAUGAUUGUAGAAGCAACCAUUGCAGACGUUUUGGACAAAGGAUCUGGGUGCUUGCUCCUGCUUGAUGUGUUCACCUACAACGAGAACAAGGAGCCAAUUUGCUUCAACCAGUUCUCGGUGUUCGUAGUCGGUGCAGGGGGAUUUGGUGGCAAGCGGUCAUCUGACAAAGUUAAGCCCACUGUGGCUAUUCCGAAGAGGUCUCCAGAUGCAUCCGUUACAGACAAGACCAGCUUGGACCAAGCUGCUCUGUAUCGGUUGAGCGGUGACUGGAAUCCCCUUCACAUUGAUCCAGAAUUUGCAGCCAUUGUAGGUUUCAAACAGCCCAUUUUGCACGGGCUGUGCUCAUUUGGAUUUUCUGCACGUCACUUGCUCAAGCAAUAUGCUAAUAAUGACACAAGCAAGUUCAAGGCCAUCAAGGCAAGGUUUGCCAAGCCGGUUCUCCCAGGGCAGACUCUGCAGACGGAUAUGUGGAAGGAAGGCAGUCGGGUUUUCUUCCAAACCAAGGUGGUUGAGACCGGAGAAGUGGUUCUGGCCAAUGCUUAUGUGGACCUCAAAGGUGAUGACACUCCGACUGUUGCUCCACAGCCUCAAAACGCCACUGGGCUGCAGAGUGAGCUCGUCUUUUCUGAAAUUGCCAACCGGAUAAAGGAAAAAGGCGCAGACUUCGUGAAGAAAGUAAAUGCCAUCUUUCAGUGGGAAAUCACCAAGGAUGGCAAGACUGCGGCACAGUGGACUAUUGACCUCAAGACUGGCCCCGGUGAAGUCUACAAAGGGAAUCCUCGAAAGGGACGUGCCGACACCACUUUCACUCUCUCGGACGAAGACUUCCUUGAAAUUGUCCAGGGAAAGCUUAAUCCACAAAAGGCUUUCUUUUCUGGGAAGAUGAAGGUGAAGGGGAACAUCAUGUUGAGUCAAAAGCUGGAGGAUAUUCUGAAGCAGAAUGCCAAGCUGUAAGGUGUGAAGCAAUUUUACUGUGGCAUUAGGUGGUGCAAAAGUUGCAUUUUGCUCAGCUACCCAGCACAUAAGAUUAACAUGUUUAAUUCAACUUUUUGAGCUUGUGAUUAUUUUGGAAAGAAUAACGGCAAGGUUUAUCGUUAACCAACACUAAUGACGGUAAUGUAGGAUUCCGAUUGAAUGCUUAUCAGAAAAAAAGUAUAUUGCUUGCUAAUACAUGAUAAUACAUGUUAGAAUAUUUCUUACUAUACAUUUUUCUUGUGUAGAAUAUUAAAUGCAUUUGAAUUCUUGAAUUACCUUUUCUAAUUACGAAAUCAUCUCCUGGUAAAGUUAGAUUUUGUUUGGUUGUGAACCAUUUCCGAUUGACUUUUAAUUUAAAUUUGCAACCACUAGGUGACGCCACGUAAUGUGUGCUGUAAGAAUUGCACUCUUUUCUUGACUUUCAUAAUAAAGGCCUUUGGUUAUCAUAA